Molecule: messenger RNA, 3889 nt
Organism: Musa acuminata AAA Group (dessert banana)
Lineage: Eukaryota; Viridiplantae; Streptophyta; Magnoliopsida; Zingiberales; Musaceae
Product: magnesium/proton exchanger-like
Exons: 12
Coding region: 301-1914 (537 amino acids)
Biological process (GO): transmembrane transport; metal ion transport
Cellular component (GO): membrane
Source: RefSeq, a predicted model, not a curated record
CGGUGGUGGACGGUUGAGAUGAGGGGAUUGGAGGGUUGCAGCGGUCGGCAUGGUGGGAGGAGAUCCAUUGGCAAUUUCCCCUGCUCGUGUGGAAAUUUGGAAAACGACGCUUUACAGGAAACCUUCUCUUCUAAUAUCGCAUGCAGCACGUCCUCCUGCCCCGUCAUCCACCGUCUCACGCCCACCUGUAUCGCCGGAGAUCCCGUUGGAUUUCCACGCCGGGAUCCCUCGAAGACGACCCUCUCCGGGAUCCGGCCCGUGAAGCGGUCGGUUGAAGCUGCAAAGGGAGAUUAUUGAAACAUGAAUGUGGCAGGGAACCUGGGUUUUCUUAAUACCUCAUCUCAUGAAAGAUGUGAAAGCUACAUUGUUUUCCAUGCUGAAACUUCACUUUCAAAUGGAAUACGAGCAUUCUUGUAUUUUGUCGCUCUUGCCUACUGCUUCAUUGGGUUGUCAUCUAUAACUGCUCGUUUUUUCAAAUCGAUGGAGAAUAUUGUUAAGCAUACACGUCAGAUUGUGGAAAUAGAUCCUUCAACAGGCACUGAGUUGAUUAAGUAUGAAAAAGUUUGGAAUUACACUAUAGCAGACAUCACUUUAUUGGCAUUUGGAACAAGCUUUCCGCAGAUCUCUUUAGCAAUAAUCGAUUCAAUCCAAAAUAUUGGUCAGUUGAAUGCUGGAGGUUUAGGGCCAGGCACACUUGUUGGUUCUGCUGCAUUUGAUCUAUUUCCUAUCCAUGCUGUUUGUGUGGUAGUUCCAAAAGCAGGUACUUUGAAAAAGAUAUCAGAUAUAGGAGUUUGGCUAGUCGAGCUGUUCUGGUCAUUUUGGGCAUAUGUUUGGCUCUACAUAAUUUUAGAGGUUUGGACACCUACGAUGAUCACUCUUUCUGAGGCUGUGCUAACAGUCUUACAGUUUGGGUUGCUACUGGUUCAUGCAUAUGUUCAAGACAAACAAUGGCCAUAUUUGUCGAUUCCAUUUGGAAGAAGUGAUAGGCCAGAAGAAUGGGUCCCAGAAAAUGAAACUUUAUUUAUCAAUGGGCAUGACACACGUGAAUCAAAUGAUAAUUGCUGUGAGAUUCUUCAAGUUAGCGAAGGUCAACAGAGUAAUGUGGUUGAUAUAUUCUCCAUCCAUUCAUCUAAGGACACAGAUUUAGUCUACAAAAUUAUUCCAGAUAAUGAUACGGAAGAACCUUCAGAACUAUAUUGCAACAAGAUGGUUGACAAUAAACGGGAUGUCCUUUCAGUUUGGAUGCAACAAUUUCUUGAUGCACUGAGGUUGGAGAGCACUGAAUCAAAGAAAAUGGUCAGUUUCUACUUGUGGAUAGGGAGAGUCCUUUGGAAAUUAAUCCUCAUGCCCUGGAGAUUAUUAUUUGCUUUUGUGCCCCCAUAUCAAAUUGCUCAUGGUUGGAUAGCAUUCAUUGGCUCUCUUUCUUUUAUAAGUGGGAUAGCCUAUGUGGUUACCAAGCUUACAGAAGGAAUAAGUUGUGUGACAGGAAUAAAUCCUUAUGUCAUAGCUUUUACAGCACUAGCCAGUGGAACCUCAUGGCCUGAUUUAGUUGCAAGCAAGAUUGCUGCUGAGCGUCAAAUCACUGCAGAUUCUGCCAUUGCUAACAUCAUUUGCAGCAACUCGGUGAACAUAUAUAUUGGCAUUGGCAUUCCAUGGCUGAUAGACACAACUUACAACUUCUUUGUGUACCAAGAACCAUUGUACAUUCAGAACGCAGGAGGCCUAAGCUUCUCCCUGUUGGUAUUCUUCACAACUUCAGCUGGUUGCAUUGCUGUUCUUUUACUUCGACGAAUUACCUUAGGUGCAGAACUCGGUGGACCAAAGUUAUGGGCUUGGUUGACAGCCACAUACUUCAUGUUUCUAUGGCUUGUUUUUGUUGUUUUGUCAUCGCUUAAAGUGUCUGGAAAAAUCUAAACAGAACCAAUGCUGGAGUUUAUGGCUUAUUAGAUUCUCAGGUUUAUACCCUUUCUCGGCUGCUACAGACGCACACGAUUAUGAGAGUUCAUGGGUUCAUAGUAUCUUGGAUUUAUACCCUUGUUAUCUUCUUCUUUGGUUGGCGGGGUAUUAUACAGACAAAGACGUUAGAGUUUUUUUGGUGUUGAAUUCCAGGUAUCUUUCUUCUCAUUGGGUUGCUGCAUCGAACAGAUAAGAUACUGAAGUUUAUACGAUAUUGGAUCUCAGAUAUUUUUCUUUCUUGUCAGGCUAUAGUGUUGAUGCUCGAUGAAUGACUGUAAAUUUACGGGAUGUCAUCUUUGUUCUUCUUUUUAGCAUUUUUGGGGGUAGUUCAUACAUGGUCUUGUAUUCGGAUAUAUAUAUAUAUAUAUAUAUAUAUAUACAUAUAUAUAUAUUAAAUCUCUGAAUUAAUUCAUCUCAAUAUGUAGCUUGAUGUUUCUUAAGAGUUCCAUUUUUUGUCUGAGUGUUUUUAUUUUCUUUUUGAGCUUUGAUCCUUGUCACUCCGAACAUGUGUAAACCCGGGUAUUCUGUAUUUUCCUUUAUUUUCACCUUGUACAAUAUAAAACGAUUCAUAUUUAUCUUUCUUAAUCAAGUAUUCUAUUAUUUCAUAUGACUGCAUCCACAAGGAUGUAUGCAUUUUUCCUGUGGUAUACACGAUGAUGAUCUUAAAUCACGCGAAUGUCCACUCAUUUUAUUAAAAUAAAUAAUUUCCAAUGGAACCCACACUACAGCGCGUGGACCAGGGCCGUUGGAAGCUAUGGCGUGGGACUCGAGGGUGGUACACCCAAUAAAGAAAGCGGUUUCCCGAUCCGAUAAUGGACGGUUACGAUGUGGGGAUUCGAGGGUCCGCGAUGGUCGGCAAAGGCGGUGGCGAUCCUUUCAUGUCGUCCUGCUUCUUCCCCACCAACAUCAUCGCCGGAUAUCCAGUCGGACCGCGCUGCGUCACGCCGCGCCGCCUCGCGGGAUCCGACCCGCAACCGGAAUCGAACGCCAACUGAGGCGAGCAACUGCGACGAGUGAGAUGUGUUUCACGUUGCAGAUAUCCUGGUGAUCCCGCGUAGCGUUUUGUUUCUUCACUCUUUUAUCCGUAGAUCAUUCGAUCGAUUUGAUGGUUCGGUGAAGAAUCGAAGGAAUCUCACCCUGGACCUCUAUCAAGGAUACUGGCUGUGGAAUCAGUCCUCAAGAUUUACCACACAUCUUUACUAAGUUUGCACACUCCCGCAACAGUGCAAACAAAGCCUCCAAUGGCAGUGGGCUCGGCCUUGCUAUUUGUAGGAGGUUUGUGAGCCUCAUGGAAGGACAGAUCUGGCUUGAAAGUGAAGGCAUAGGGAAAGGUUGCACUGCCACAUUCAUCGUCAAACUUGGUAUUUGUGAUCCAAGCGGAAAUCUGCAACAAAUUUUACAGACUACACCAAGUCAUGGAGAUGCAAAUCUUCCCGGCCCAAGAGCUAAAUUCGAUGAUGAGAAUGGGAAAUUUACUCCUAUGAUGCGUUACCAAAGAAGUGUAUAAUUUAUACGGUUGGAUUCAUCUACCUACCUGCAGCAUUUAUGGCCUGAAGGCUCUGAUUGGUGAAACCAAUUUUGUGAUGGUUCAAGGCUGUCUCUUUGGUGUUCAGCGAGGUGGUUUAAUUAAUUUGCAACCGGGACAAGUUUGUGGCUUACCUACGUGGAGUAUGUGAUCUUUGCUGAUAUAACGAGUUCAAAUUAGUUGGUGUAAAGAAAUAGUUGUUGUUUCCACACUUAUUUUAUCUGGCUGAUGAGCCGAGUUUGAUGUGCAACUAGAUGAUCUUUUGGCUUCAAACUUUGUAUGAUAUUCUCCGAACGGCGACCCUACGUUUUCAGUACUUUUGUUCUGAACGGUUGCUAGGUUCUCAAUCUGCUGCUUACGGUUCAGUGUCAAUAUGACUACACUAUGAUUAUGUGUUUGCGAUUGCAA